Molecule: messenger RNA, 972 nt
Organism: Oreochromis aureus
Lineage: Eukaryota; Metazoa; Chordata; Actinopteri; Cichliformes; Cichlidae
Product: proteasome subunit beta type-9
Exons: 6
Coding region: 200-850 (216 amino acids)
Cellular component (GO): proteasome core complex
Molecular function (GO): threonine-type endopeptidase activity
Source: RefSeq, a predicted model, not a curated record
GAAAACAUGGCGUCCGUCUAAAACUUGAUUCUAGAGCUGAUAUGCUAAAUCAGCGUCGCUGAAAAUAAAGUUAGAGCUUGUAAAAGGUUUUCAAAAGCCUAAAAUCGGAGUUCCUCGAAUAACCGUUUCACUUCACGUUUGGAGUUACCUGGAGUUAGAGCUGUCGGUUUCUUUACCGAGGUCUCAGCAGUACAGCACCAUGUUAGAAGAAACGGGACCAGAAUGGCUCUCCGAGGAGGUGAAAACAGGAACAACUAUUAUCGCCAUAGAGUUUGAUGGUGGGGUCGUACUGGGGUCUGAUUCUCGAGUGUCUGCUGGGGCAUCGGUGGUGAACAGGGUGAUGAACAAACUUUCUCCCCUCCAUGAUAAGAUCUACUGUGCUCUGUCAGGAUCUGCAGCAGACGCUCAGACCAUCGCUGAAAUAGUCAACUACCAGCUGGAUGUGCACAGUAUUGAGAUAGGUGAGGACCCUCAGGUUCGCUCAGCUGCCACUCUUGUGAGGAACAUCUCAUACAAAUACAAAGAGGAGCUGUCAGCACAUCUGAUUGUUGCCGGCUGGGACAGAAGAGAUGGAGGACAGGUGUUUGCAACCCUGAACGGGCUCCUGACACGUCAACCGUUUGCAGUCGGCGGCUCUGGCAGCUCAUAUGUUUAUGGGUUUGUUGAUGCUGAGUAUCGGAGAGGCAUAAGAAAGGAGGAGUGCCAGCAGUUUGUCGUUAACACUCUCACUUUGGCAAUGAACCGUGAUGGGUCCAGCGGUGGCGUGGCCUAUGUUGUCACCAUUGAUGAACAUGGCACAGAGGAGAAAGUCGUUCUAGGAAAUCAAUUGCCCACCUUCUUUGAUCAGUGACAUGUUUGAUUUACUCACAGUUACUCAUCUUUCAGCUACAUAACUGUCAACUAACUCAGUUUGUGAGUGGAAAACGCUGAAAUAUGCCUUUACUUCUUAAUUAAAGGAAUAAAAUCACUGUA